Symbiodinium sp. CCMP2592 is the source of this 1584-nucleotide messenger RNA. Lineage: Eukaryota; Dinophyceae; Suessiales; Symbiodiniaceae. The record is from the annotation of a GenBank genome assembly.
AUGGACUCCGUUGCAAGCGCGGCGAGCGCUGUGGUGCGACAGUCGACGCUGGUGAUCGGCGCAGCCGCCGACGAGCUAGCACGUCAGGCUAAUGCUGUGGUGCAAGCGACCACGGAGUCAGAUCCAAUUUCUUGGAUCGCAGGGGAUGACGACGACCUGCUGCCUGGUCCUUCCAGCCCUGGGCUCGUUCCACCGGCACCGAUAGCCACGCCACUGGCAGCGCUUACAUCCUGGGGUGCUUGGGGCCUCGAUGAUACGCCGCUGUGGCACAGGCCCUUCGCUGUGGAGCCGGACAUCAACUCGAAGCUUUUUCUUUGGCAGGGCGACAUGUGCAGUCUUGAGGUCGAUGCGCUGCUGGCUCCGGUGGCUGCAGGCUACACGCCAGGCUGCAGCACCGUCUUCGGCCGCGUGCUACAGUACGGUGGCCCGGACCUUCGCGAAGAGCUUCGCCACAUGGAGGGCUGCCGGAGUGGGGAGGCUCGCAGCUGCAAGGCGUACAACUUACCCUGCCAGCGGCUUCUCCUGACGGUCGGGCCCAAGUACAAGGACAAGUACCAGGUGGCUGCACAGAACACGCUGAAUGCUUGCUAUCGCGAGUCAAUGCAGCUCCUCGUGGAGUCUGGCCACAGAACUGUGGCGAUUCCUUGCUAUUGGUACAGCCAGGGCUACCCAAUGGAGGAGCAAGCUCAUGUUGGGCUUAGGACACUUCGAAGAUGUCUGGAGAAGCUGCGUGCCUCCGUGGACAGUGCUGUUUUAGUGGCCGGGACGACCCUCGAGCUGGAGUUAUACGAGAGCUUGUUACCUCUGUAUUUUCCACGCAAUGAGUUCGAGGCCAGGCAUGCCGCAGCCGUGCUUCCAGACAGCUGCUGGAACGAGUGGGGCGAGGUCAGCAUGGAAGAGCGGCGCAUUCGGGUCUCGAACCAUGUUGUUUCUGACCGUCAUGAUGAGGCCGAGGACAGCGAUCUCGUCUUCGGCGACGAGGAUCGAUCUUUUCUCCAUGCCCGCGAUGAUGCCGACUUUGCUGCGAUGCAGCGCUUGGAGGGCACCAUGAUACAUGCUGAAACGGUGGAGGAGGCUAGGCACAUCUGCAUCCGCUACCUGCGGCGAGCCAGAGAGAUCCCGGCGGAGAAUGAACCGAAACGCUUUGUUUACAACGGCGGACCGGACCACUUCGGUCGCGAAGUUGUGGUGCUGCUCGGCGCACGCCUCCCACCUCUCGGCGUUCAGGAUGAGCGAACUUUGGCACUUUUCGUGAGAGAGCUCGAGGCUGUGCAAAGUGAUCGCUUCCUGCUCCUCUAUGUAAACAGCGAGGUGGAUGGAAUGGACACAACGGUCCUAGAGGUGUUGCAGGAGAUGCUUGCCGUUGUCAACGCCAAGUACCGUAGUGCCAUGGCGCAGCUCUUGGUGUUGCAUCCCGGGCUAUGGUUCCGGGCUGCCUUUGCUCUUGGUCGUGCUGUAAGCGACGAAGCUGCAAGUGUUUGGCACGACAGCCUCUAUUUGGAGUGUGUGGCGGAUCUUGCCGCAGUGCUAAGCCUUGAGCGACUUUAUUUGCCGGACUUUGUGCGAUGGAGUGAGCAGCAGUAA